Xyrichtys novacula (pearly razorfish) is the source of this 7304-nucleotide messenger RNA. NCBI's taxonomy places the organism in Eukaryota, Metazoa, Chordata, Actinopteri, Labriformes, Labridae. The record is from the annotation of a GenBank genome assembly.
AUGGCACACCUUCAAAACAUGCAGAACCAGGUACUGAAAUCCUCUUUUCGCUUACUGUCACCUCCCUUCUUCUCGUCUGAGACUGGGCGAACCCCCAUGACUGUCAGUUACUCCAUGAAUAGGUGGGUGGGGGUCUGAAUCAUCAGCUCAAGUGAUAUAACAGUCUUCACUAAACUAUAGCUCAUUCUUUUUAACUUGUUGCUUUUUGUCAGCGUUAAAGGCAGCAUUGUUUUAUCAAAAUAUCCAAUUAAAAACUCUAUUAUAGUUUAGUAUGAACCAAUGCAAUGAAAGCCUCCGUUGUUUAAGAAUGAUAGCUUACAGAAAUGGUGAAUAACAUAACUGUUAAAAAUGAACAAGUUUAUUGUGAUUCUCACUCAGUGAAAAAAUGAUCACUCAUUUCCUGCUGUGAUGAGAGAGAAAAACCACUGAACCAAAGAAAUGCAUCCUGAGUGACAUCCUGGCCCAAAGUUCAAUCUCAAACCUGGGUUGGUCGCAGAAUAGAUCACUGUAAACAUAUAAAAAAAAGUUAAUCAUUCAUUAUCACUGUCAGAUUUUGAGUGAUAUGUCAUGACAGCAUUACACAAUCCUUCAUAUGGCAAAUUCACUGUCAUGUCUUCAUGGAAAAGAUGUUUGUAUGAGAAAUAAGUUGUUUACUUUUCAUUUUUGUUUAACCCUCACAUACUGUUCAAAUCCUGUAUCCUCACAGUAUGUUCCGGGUCAAAAUUGAACCCAGCCUAAUAAUUGCCCAUGUAGCAAGUAUUUUCACCCAAGUUCUUACCCCAAACCUUUUUAUAAUGUUUAAAUGACAAUUGUUGAUUUGUCCUUCCUAACUGUUUCAAAGAGCAGGGAGGUGUAUUUUUUCAGUUUUAACACCACUUGUUUUUGGUGAAAUAUAUAUUUUAAAGAAGAAUAUCUAUUACACAGGAUAAUGUCAUGUCAUAUUAUGUAAGAAAUAAAAGAAUAUAAAAGUCAUAAUGAUAAAAUUUGAUAAUUCAUUGAACAUCAAACUUUUUAUUGAACACUGUUCUUACUGCUUGUCACUUAUCCCACACUGGUAGAUCUAAAAUACAUGUAAAUAGAUGCAGGUCAAAUUUGAACCGUAACAGCCCCAUAGGGGGAAAAUGUGUAGCACAUAUACAAAAAUACACAUGAAUAUUUUUAAAUUAAUUUCAUGUAUUUUGGGCCACUUCAGAAAAAGUCAUCAAGGGGUCAAAUUUUGACCUGAACAGUCUGUAAGGGUUCAUGUUUAAGUGUUUGGCAAUUGAUGCACUUAUAUACACACUAACAAACAUCUUAGCAGUGUCAUCACAUCUUACACUUUCCAAUAACACUAUCCCUGAUGCUGUGGCCUGAACAGAACACCCGGUUGGACCCUGAGGAGUAUUUCACCAAGCAGGAGCGGAUUGGGAAGGGGUCCUUCGGAGAGGUCUACAAAGGCAUAAACAACCGCACAAAGGAGGUGGUGGCGAUUAAAAUAAUCGAUCUGGAGGAGGCGGAAGAUGAGAUUGAAGACAUUCAACAAGAGAUCACGGUGCUGAGCCAGUGUGAUAGCCCUUUUGUUACAAAAUAUUUUGGAUCAUACCUAAAGGUGAGGUGAAAACACUUAUUAUGGAAGCUGUAUAGACAGUUUCACAAUAAAGACAACCUAACAAGCAAAGGCAAAAGAGCGUAUUUGAAUCUUAGUCAAAAUAUUUUGCUCUCUCAGGGGACCAAGCUGUGGAUUAUCAUGGAGUAUUUAGGUGGAGGAUCUGCUCUGGAUUUGGUAAGCAGAUUUAUAUUUUUAUACAGCUUACAAAGUUUCAUGUGAGCGUUGCAAGGUUGCACCAUUAAUACUUGAUAAACCUAACUUGACUUGUUCGAGACACUCUUUCUGUACCAACCUCCACAUUUUUCUAAGAUGUUUGCUCUUCCUCCCAGCUCCGUCCAGGGCCUCUUGAAGAAACUUACAUUGCUACUAUUCUGAGGGAGAUACUGAAGGGGCUGGAGUAUUUGCACUCCGAGAGGAAGAUUCACAGAGAUAUUAAAGGUAAUAAGCUCUCUCAUCUUGCCUUAAAGAGAAAACGCAUUUCGCUGGUAGGGAGUCGCACCAUUUUCCAGUUUUUAGCCUGAUAGAAGAAGCCAGAUGUUGUUUUAAUGAGUAACAACUGGAGAGACAAUUAAUCUCUUUUAUAUGCUUUGAUUCAAGCUGCAUAUACAUACAGACUCAGUGUUAAACAUUGAUGGGUGAGAUGUUUAUCAAGUCUUAACCAGAUGCUUGGCUGAAAAGUACAUGCAAUAUGUUAUAACACUAAAAACAUUAAUUAACACUGUGUGUAUGCAUUACAUCUCACAAGUGAAGGUGUGAAAUUUGUUUCGGUUAUGAUGUGUCUGUGUGUGUGAAGGGGUGGGGUGAGGUGCAUCAUCAGAGAAAGAAAGGACUCACACUGGGGCAAGUUAACAAAAACAGAGAGACAUGUAUGAAGAUAAGAUGAAGACAGUUUGUUUCCAAAAAGCUCUUGAUGCCUGGAGCUGUUUGUGCUCCCCAAAAUGAAAGAUCAGAAGAGGAUUUGAGAUGUCCUCUGUCUGCUUGUCCAUCCUUUUUUAUAUUAUCAUUUUUGGACAGCAGGAGAGAGACAGAGUGAGGGGAGUAGAGAGUAGGGGAUGACAUGCAGCAAGGACAAUUUCCCCUGUACAUAGAAUGCACACUUUUAUUACUCAGCCAAACCAGGGCUUUCACUCACACAUCUUUGUAAAUGUGCAACAUCUCCAAUUCAUAUUGUUCUAUAACUUUAUUUAAAAGAUAACACUUGGUUACUGUUCAUAAUGUGCAUCACCAUUUUAUGACUGAUCAGCCUUUUUUCAUGCACACACUUUCUUGUAAAUUCCUGGAAAAUUCUGAGGACAGCCUGCUCCUGAAUUUUGCCAGUUGAGGGUCAACUGUGGAAGUCACAAUGAAAUACAAGAUAUCCAAGAUGGCAGAAGGGAGCAGAGUCUGACACUGCAGUGACAGUUUGCUCAUAUAUCAGUGCGACAUGCAAACUAUCAUUGUCACAGUAUUGAGGGAUAAGUGGAGCAUAUUGGCAAGCAUUAAAGGGUAUAACAUUUUUAUCACCCAUCCUUCUAAUACUAUAAACAUCCUAAUGGAAACCUUCAGGACUUUUGCCUGUUUAAUCAUCGGCUUACUGCGACUUGUUACAGAAAUUUCACCCGGAGUCUGGUGGGAGAAAUUCUGGGUAAAGACUCUAGCUGUUCACACUCCCACGUGCAGCUCACCUGAGACAUUUCUGGAGAUUUUUUUGGAGUUUGGUGCAUAUUUAAAAAAGAUAUCAACUGAAAUGAGACUAUUCAUUCUGUCAUUGUUACAGCACUACCUGCGUUAUUUAUUCUUGGAUAUUGACUUUCUCUUCUCUGUCCCAGCCGCCAAUGUGCUCUUGUCAGAGCAGGGCGAUGUGAAGCUGGCAGAUUUUGGGGUGGCAGGUCAGCUCACAGAUACUCAGAUUAAGAGGAACACGUUUGUCGGCACACCUUUCUGGAUGGCUCCAGAGGUUAUCAAACAGUCCGCCUAUGACUUUAAGGUGAGCCUGAGAAAAAAACGGGAGCUUCAAUGAACACUGUCUCAAGGUUUUUGGGCUGUUUAUACUUCUCUGUGGUUGACUAUUCUGCACAUAUGAAGAUAAAAAUAGUUUUAAGUAGUCUGUCUGAGUGGAGAAAAAGAUGCAGAAUUCGAUUUUCUAUAGGUAAAAAGGACUCACGCUCGUAAAUGAAACUGCAUUUUAAUUCUUUGCAGAGUUUCCACUGUCUGUGUAUGAUAUCAACACUCCUCACGUGUGCGUUUCUCUCCUUCAGGCUGAUAUUUGGUCCUUGGGAAUCACCGCCAUUGAACUGGCUAAAGGAGAACCUCCAAACUCUGACCUCCAUCCAAUGAGGGUCCUUUUCCUCAUCCCAAAAAACACUCCACCCACACUCGAGGGACCUUACAGCAAACCCUUCAAAGAGUUUGUGGAGGCUUGUCUAAAUAAAGACCCUCGUUUUGUGAGUAGUUUUAUUCAUGUGCAGACAUUGUAGUGGAGCUAAAAAGGGCUCAGACACUCUGUUUGUUGCGUGUGAUUAGGGUCAAAAAUGAGAGAUAAUUCCAAAUUGGCACUGUUGUUCUGAGUGUAAGACUUGGGUCAUUGUGAGUAGAUUACAGCGCUUUGUCCUCAGUUGGAAUUUUAAACCCACUCCUGAUCACAUUCUGGUGAAAUCUUAAAAAUGUUGUUAAAUCUGAACUUAUACAAGCAAUGCUAGUUUUUCUUGACGCUGAUGAUAAUAAUCUUUCUGCUGCUUCUGUUAUUCUGAUGUUUCUGCACAGAGGCCGACAGCCAAAGAGCUCCUGAAACAUAAGUUCAUUACACGUUAUACAAAGAAGACGGCUUAUCUGACAGAGCUGAUUGACCGCUACCGCCGCUGGAAGUCUGAGGGGCACGGGGAGGAAUCUAGCUCUGACGACUCAGACAUGUGAGUUUGAAGAACACACAUUCAUACCCUCCAGUUGUGUUGAGUCCCAGGACAUAGUCAGGACUUGAUGUUGUGUCUUGAGUUGAGUCACAUGAAUUUAAUCAUUAUUGUACAAACAUACAUUGAUUUUUAUCGCCAUCAACGCGUUUUAUUUUCAUGAAGAAUUUUGGUUGGUUGCUUGCAAGGAUAGCUGAGGUCUGAAGUUCAGCUUCAUUUUACCAAAGCAAAAUAAAAAGAGGAAGUUUGUUGCAAAAUAGUUUCUUGUGUGAGAGGGAUGGUCACAUCCUUCAGCCAAACACAUCAGCGUUGUCCAUCUUAUCAAACCAGAACUGAUGAUCAAAAACUGUAUUUGACUUGACUGCUGCUGCAGGACAGUCAUCCUCUUCCUACAAAAGCAGCCAUGAAAAAAACUGAAGUGUUGUCCUGUGAGGAACUUUAAGUCUGAGUUAAUAUUGACAUUACAUCUGCAUCAGAAUUCUAAUUCACAUAACUGCCUGUUCACUGUACAUCAUCUUUUACUCGACAGAGAUCUUUUUCAUGCUGUCCAUCAGUGAAUUGUCAGUCACUGUUCACUGAAUCAGAGCUUUUUCUGCUGCAUGUUGUUGAUUACUCUGUUUGACUCCUAACCUGCAGCAGAAAUCGUUGGUUUUUGUAGCUCUUAAUGAGAUAUCAGGAUUGAUGUCUGUUUUAUUACAGGACAAGGACAUUUCACAGGAGCAAACUUUAAGAGACGCUUUAAGAAUCUUUUUGUCUAGACCCUGUUUGUGUAUUUGAAGCACUUCCAGACAAAUUUGAUGUUUGUCAUCCUUCAAGACUAAGCACACGCUCUCAAAGUAAAUAGGUACGGUAAAUGCUGACACCUAAAGCCUUGUUUUAGUGCCCACAUCUGAGAAGAAAUACGAGAAUUUUACUCAUCAAAACAGAGCACAAACUGCUUGGACAAUCCAAAUGUUGUUUUACAGCAAGCAUUAUUAUUUGUCUAGUGUUUGUGUGGAAAAAAAACGUAAAAAUCUCAAGACAAGAUAAAGCUUAGUGAUCCGUUCAGCCCUCCAGUAAUUCAAAGCAUGUGAAGUUGGGCCUCAUAAGAACUUGCUCAGUUUUGAAGCCAUCCAUCCUCAAGUUGCAGCUUUUGGCUUUUAUUUUGCCAUUUUCUCCGCUCUGUAAGUCAAAGUUUUAUCAACAUGUACACCUUUUAUAUCCAUGAAUUUAAAAGCUUUUAUUGUGAUGGAACAUUGACAGUUGUAUUAAAGGGUCGUCUUUGCUGAUCCAAAAGUCACUCUCAUUAUCUCUCCUCCCUGCCUUCCUCUCUUUCUGUUCUUGCUCCAGGGAUGCUGAUGGUGAUGUGGACACAAGUCCAAUGUGGACCUUCCCCACAGUCAGACCCACCUCUCUAAACAAGCUACAGAAGGGUUAUACAUACACAGAUUCAGAAGUAAGACAUUAUGCAAGAGCACCAAACACCAAUCAAACAUUUUAUUUGAUUGUUGAUUGACUUUGUUUUUUUCCUUUCCUAAGACAGGAGAUUCGGUGAAAAGGCAACCCAAGUCACAAUGCCUUUCUGCGCUGGUAACACCGAUCUUCAGAGAGGUAUGCUUUACCAAACUAGAUAAUAGUUUAAAGGUUGUCUUUUUCAUUUUUUUCAGUGCAGUUAAACCUUGUUAAUGUGCUGCCAUAAACAAAACACACAGUUUUAUUCUUUUUUCUUUUAAAAAUGUUUCACAAAUUUCAUCAACAUGUUGGUUUUCCUGAACUCUGUUAGAAUGGGACUAGUAGUGGGUCUUAAUCUGGAGUAGUUAAUCCAGUCUAAAAAAAGUAUCCUGGUUAUGUGUUGUCCAUAAACCCCCAUAAGCCCUCAUCCUGCUUUUGAGACAGCUGCAGUAUUAUGGUAUGUCAGAAACCUGCGUACAAAGACAUGUUAACAGCUUAACCCUGUAAUUCAAUAUUCAAAGUGUCGGAGUUAGUGAGAAAUCAACGCUGGACACUGAUAAGCAGACACAGACAUCAUCAGCCAGCAAAAGUCUGAAAACCUCAAUACCAUCAUCAUGUCUCACUCUUAUAUAAAAGUAAAGAAGCGUAUCUAAAGUGAGAAUCUAGUCAAACCUGGACCCAGUGAUUUAACUUCUGAGCUUUAGACGUGUUCGUGUAAAGAACUUACAUGUGAAACAAGCUCAGAGGAUGUUUGUGAAAGUAUCUGCACAUAUUAACCUUCACAGAUCUGGAGUUUGACAAACAAAACAAAAACAGGAUAGGCAACAGAACAUCCUAAACAAGGAAGGACAAGGGUGAAGUGAGGAAGAAACACAGAGAAGAAAAUAGAGUCGAGGCUUCCUCCUGGUGCUCUGGUGCAGAGAGAAGCUUGUUAUUACAGAAACUGUUUCACUCACGGUUGUUGUAGUUAUAAUUUCUGUAAGAAGAAAUCAGAGAACUCUAGAAAGACGUUUAAUGUUCUUUGUAUACUGAUUUGUGUUGAGGUUGUACAUAUCUUAAAUUAUAAACCAGAGAAAAGCAGGUUAGCGAGUUUAUUACAGAACAUCUUUUUUCUCAUCAACCAGUUGAAGGAGAAGCGACGGGCGAGUGGCGCGGGCGUUGGAGCCAUCGAGGAGCUGGAAAACGCCUUUAACCUGGCAGAGGAGUCCUGUCCAGGGAUCUCUGACCGCCUUGUCACACACAUGAUGGAAAGAGUGUGCAGGUGAGAUCAUGACCCAUCACAUCUUCUAACCCUGCAUGUCCAUUGCUCUGCAGAGACGAUUUUGUCUUUGUAUUGACCGAUUUAUUUUCCUGCUUCCAGGUUUUCUUUAAACGGUAACACCACCCAGUCUUCACGGUGA